UUUUAAACAGUUCUCAUGUGCUUCCCCUUUUCUCUCUCUCUCUCUCUCUCUCUCUCUCGGAGGAACAUCUUUGGGCCUCUAUCUGAAGCUGUGUCUACACAAAAUGUCCAGGAGAUUGUCUACACACCUAACUCGUCCCAGAAAGCCACCCACACCAUGUCGAACAUGGAGAAACACUUGUUUAACCUCAAGAUUGCUGCCAAGGAGCUGCAGCACAACUCUAAGAAAUGUGACAAAGAGGAGAAAGCAGAAAAGGCGAAAGCAAAGAAGGCUAUCCAGAAGGGAAACAACGAGGUAGCUAGGAUCCAUGCAGAGAACGCCAUCCGUCAGAAGCACCAGUCCAUUAACUUACUGAGGAUGAGUGCCCGUGUGGACGCUGUGGCCUCUAGGGUCCAGACUGCUGUCACUAUGAACCAGGUCACUAAAUCCAUGUCAGCAGUUUUUAAAUCGAUGGAUGCGACUCUGAAAAGCAUGAACUUGGAAAAGAUCUCGGCCCUGAUGAACCAGUUUGAGAGGAACUUUGAGACGAUGGACGUGCAGGCGGUGCUGAUGGAAGACACCAUGGGCAGCACAUCCACCCUCACCACGCCGCAGAACGAAGUGGACAUGCUUCUGCGAGAGAUGGCUGACGAAGCGGGGUUGGAUCUCAGCUUGGCGCUUCCUCCUGGACAGACGUCCCCCGUGACUUCCACUGUGGCUUCAGCCGAGCAGGAGGAGCUUUCCAAGAGACUGUCUAAGGUGAGAGACCAAGCGUCGUAGAGACGCAGUGGAAAAGGAGACGGAUGAAGAAAUGAAAGGAGACGCAAGGGAAAGAAGAACUCCAGCAGAAAUACAAGCAAAAAAAAAAAAAAA
Molecule: messenger RNA, 852 nt
Organism: Poecilia latipinna (sailfin molly)
Lineage: Eukaryota; Metazoa; Chordata; Actinopteri; Cyprinodontiformes; Poeciliidae
Product: charged multivesicular body protein 1b-1-like
Exons: 9
Coding region: 16-759 (247 amino acids)
Biological process (GO): vacuolar transport
Source: RefSeq, a predicted model, not a curated record